AUGGGCUUUUCGUGGAAUGUUUGGCCGUGGCCUUGGGCGUCUCCUGUCCACAUGCAACAACUUCGACAGCGAAACUACUGGGAGGACAAUUACCGCAAGGUGCGACGCACUUUGAACGCCCAAGAGGUUUUUGCCGCAUCACUUUAUGAUGAGAAUCGUGCCCUUAAAGAGCAAGUUGCAACGCUUCAGAAUGAAAACCUAGCCGCUGCAGAACGAUCCAGGCGUCAGGAGGAGUUACUCCUCGGCGCUCGUACUCAUGCCUCACAACAGGAAAAGCAGUACCAGCAACAGGUGAAUAGACUGUAUGCUCGGAUGCACACGCUGCAAUCAGGCCCGGCCCGUCUCACGGAUGAAAGUGUUCGGGACCAGAUGGGGCGUCUUUGCUUUGAGCUGGACACCUGGGUCAAGUUGAACUUCAGAGACACCGAUGAUCUGGAGCCUAUUGCAGAGAGCGAGGAGUUGCAUUCUACCUCGCCGCAGCGCUGUUCCUGGCUCCAAGCGUACGUACUCAACUUUGUCCAGGUUCUGAUAUUUGCCCCGCGCCGAUUCGGGUUGAAUGAUGAUGAGCCAUUCGGGCAUUGUGUUGCAGAGAUCGAAGAUAGUGUUCACCAGACAAACUCGCAAGCAGCGUUUCAUAACUGGAAAUUGGCUACUGGAUCUGCCAUCGAGGAGCUGACAAAGGAGCAACAGAAUGGCACUCUGGCAUACAUCAUUCAACAUAUCGAGACAGAAUUCCGCCCCGCGACACCACAAAGAUCCAAUUCCAGGAAGCAACAGUUGCGAACGUUCCUGGAGAAUUGCGUCGCUCUGAAGAACACCCUCGCGCGGCAGCCAGAUAACUUUACCUUCUUUCGCAGUCCCGCCGGGGCUGAGUUCUCUGCUGGGGCUAUGACGAGCUUCGAUGGUAGGGAACGAGGCACUGUGAAGCAUUCUCUCUGGCCAGCUCUUGUCAAGCAUGAUGGUGCCACCCCCUAUGUCAUCAUACACGCGGAACUGGUGUGGAUGGCAGACUAG
Molecule: messenger RNA, 1014 nt
Organism: Aspergillus versicolor CBS 583.65
Lineage: Eukaryota; Fungi; Ascomycota; Eurotiomycetes; Eurotiales; Aspergillaceae
Exons: 4
Coding region: 1-1014 (337 amino acids)
Source: RefSeq, a predicted model, not a curated record